This is a messenger RNA of Penicillium hordei, 726 nucleotides long. RefSeq lists its product as uncharacterized. The coding region runs from base 1 to 726 and encodes 241 amino acids. NCBI's taxonomy places the organism in Eukaryota, Fungi, Ascomycota, Eurotiomycetes, Eurotiales, Aspergillaceae. The record is from RefSeq and is a predicted model, not a curated record. The transcript is spliced from 2 exons.
AUGAAUGAGGAACUAUUCAAAUUUCAGGUUGCUCCGGUAGUUCUAUUGUUGGUUCCACUAUUUCUGGCCGCGGGCAUAGCUUCCUUCGCCAACAACGUCGCGAGCAUAGCUUCCUUCACCAACGACAUCGCGAGCAUAACUGCCCUCGCCAACAACAUCGCGAGCAUAGCUUCCUUCACCAACGACAUCGCGAGCAUAGCUUCCUUCACCAACGACAUCGCGAGCAUAGCUUCCUUCACCAACGACAUCGCGAGCAUAGCUGCCCUCGCCAACGACAUCGCGAGCAUAACUGCCCUCACCCACAACGUCACGAGCAUAACUGCCCUCGCCAACGACAUCGCGAGCAUAACUGCCCUCACCAACAACAUCGCGAGCAUAGCUUCCUUCACCAACGACAUCGCGAGCAUAGCUUCCUUCGCCAACGACAUCGCGGGCAUAGCUUCCUUCGCCAACGACAUCGCGAGCAUAAUUCCCCUCGCCAACGACAUCGCGAGCAUAACUGCCCUCACCCACAACGUCACGAGCAUAACUACCCUCACCCACAACGUCACGAGCAUAACUGCCCUCACCCACAACGUCACGAGCAUAACUGCCCUCGCCAACGACAUCGCGAGCAUAGCUUCCUUCGCCAACAACUUCGCGUGCGUAGCUGCCCUCCCCAACAACGUCUCGACGGACUUUCGUUUCAAGUUAGUAAAACGUAGAAGCAAAGGCAGACUAGAGUAG